Messenger RNA from Diospyros lotus (date-plum), 2963 nucleotides. Its product is annotated as putative protein FAR1-RELATED SEQUENCE 10. The record is from RefSeq and is a predicted model, not a curated record. Gene Ontology annotation, biological process: regulation of DNA-templated transcription. The transcript has 4 exons. Lineage: Eukaryota; Viridiplantae; Streptophyta; Magnoliopsida; Ericales; Ebenaceae. Gene Ontology annotation, molecular function: zinc ion binding. The coding region runs from base 363 to 2429 and encodes 688 amino acids.
CCAAAUCCCUAACUCGAAAUGCCAUUCGUGCACGGUCGUCGUCAGAUCUGCUCCUUCUCAUCUCCCUCGCGCUGUUCCUCCGGCGUGUCUGGCCCCAGAUCUCCAGUUCCUCAUUCAUCUCUGGCGUCAUUCCUGUCGUCCUCGCUGAUCCGGUUGAUACAGGACCGAGAAGCUGCUCAGGCCUCGCCCUGUCAUCUCCGGCAUCGCUGCUGCUUCACUGCAUGGCUAUGACCUUCCAUCAAGGAUCGCCCGCUACCAGCCUUCCUUUGGGUCACUGCAGGAUUUGAGUUACUUUUGUUGGAUUAGGAUAUGCAUAAUUAUGAUUGUAUAUGUAGUAGGCAUUUAAAAUUAUUAAGUUUGGGAUGAUGGUUUCCAUACCCCCGAAGAAUAUAUGGAUGCGCAGGCAACAAUGCCCCUGUGGGGAUUGGAAAUGUUUUGUGACAUAUGAGGGAGAUACUCAAGAAGAAGAGACAAACGUAGCAUCCCAUUUGCUCAAGAAUGACGAUGCAUCCCAUGGUGCAAUGGUUGCUCCUUAUGUAGGGAUGGUGUUUAAGAGUGAUGAGGAUGCGUUUGAGUACUACAGCAAUUUUGCUAGAAAGAAUGGAUUUUCAAUUAGGAAAGAGCGCUCCAGAUUAAGCCCACAGUUGGGUAUUUAUAAAAGAGAUUUUGUUUGUUAUCGUUCUGGCUUUGCUCCAGCAAGAAAAAAGCAGACUGGGGAGCACCACAGGGAUCGAAAAUCCGUUAGGUGUGGAUGUGAUGCAAAAAUGUACUUGUCCAAGGAGGUUGUUGAUGGGAUCUCCCAGUGGUUUGUUGUUCAAUUUAGUAAUGUACAUAACCAUGAACUGUUAGAAGAUGAUCAGGUUCGCCUCCUUCCGGCAUAUCGCAAGAUCCAGGAGACCGAUCAAGAGCGAAUCCUUUUGCUUUCCAAAGCUGGCUUUCCUAUACAUCGUAUAGUUAAGGUGCUUGAAUUGGAAAAAGGGAUCCAAGGAGGACAAUUGCCAUUUCUGGAGAGGGAUGUCAGAAAUUUUGUUCAAAAUCGUAAGAAAGUGGUUCAAGAGACUGAUGCUUUAGUGACUGAGAAAAGAGAAAAUGACACAAUGGAGCUUCUUGAAGCAUGCCGGGCCACAAAAGAGGGGGAUCCAUGCUUCAUUUAUGAUGUUACUUUGGAUGAGAAUGAUAAAGUAGAGAACAUUGCUUGGACAUAUGGGGACUCUGUUCGUGCAUACACCAAGUUUGGUGAUGUAGUUUAUUUUGACACUGCAUACCAUUCAAUAACCUAUGGAAUGGUUUUUGGAGCAUGUCUUGGCAUCGAUAACCAUGGUAAAACUAUUUUCUUCGGUUGUGCACUACUGCAGGAUGAAACACCUCGUUCUUUUUCAUGGGCUUUACAGACCUUUUUACGUUUUAUGAAAGGAAAGUGUCCACAGUCAAUUUUAACUGAUCUGGACCCUGGGCUUUCAGAUGCUAUAAGAAGUGAACUACCAAAUACUAGGCAUGUUAUCUCUAUUUGGAACAUUCUGCCCAAACUAUCCUGCUGGUUCUCUCUUGAACUUGGACCUAGAUAUUCAGAAUUUAGAACCGAUUUUGAUGCACUAUAUCAACUGGACAAUAAUGAGGAUUUUGAGUUUCAAUGGAAUCAGAUGAUUGCUCAGUAUGGACUUGGUUCAGACAAACACAUUUCAUUGCUUUAUUCCCUUCGUACAUCCUGGGCAUUACCCUACACAAAAGGAUGCUUUCUUGCUAGAAUGGCUACAAUUGCAUAUUCGAAGUCUAUAGAUGCAUUCUUGAGAGGCAUCUUCACUGUGCAAACAUGUCUGCGUAGUUUUUUUGAGCAGGUGGGGAUUUCUUCCAUUCUUAAAAUUCAGGUACAGGAAGAGAUGCAGAACAUGCAUAUCAAGAUAUGCUUACCCAUUGAAGAGCAUGCCCGGAGUAUUCUUACCCCUUUUGCUUUUAAUGCAUUACAGCAUGAAUUGGUCCUGGCCAUGCAAUAUGUUGCAUCUGAAAUGGCUAAUGGGUCCUAUAUUACACGCCAUUUCAAAAAGAUGGAUGUUGAUCGUCUUGUUAUAUGGAUACCAGAAGAUGAACAAAUUCACUGUUCGUGCAAGGAAUUUGAAUCAGCAGGAAUCUUGUGCAGGCAUGCUCUUCGUGUCCUCGUCAUGAAAAAUUACUUUCAACUUCCUGAGAAGUAUUUUCUGUGUCGGUGGCAGCAUGAGAGCUCACUUCUUCCUCAUGAUGAUGAGAUUGCCAAUUAUGAAUGGUUUCAUUCUCUUACUGCAACUCUCUUUACAGAAUCAUCACUUACAAAGGAGCGCUCUGGUUAUGUCCAUAGAGAAUUGAAAAAAGAACUUACAAGGCUCAUUAAUGAGGUGAGAAAUAUGCCCGCCUGCGAAGGGCAUGCUGUGGAUUUGACCCUUUCACCGACUAACUAAUUCUCCCUAUGCUAUGGUGGGUGCUCCAACUGCGACUGCUAGCAGUUUGCAUCCAGCAGUUCUUUCUGAUGGAAAUAAAGAAGUUCAAACAGAUGGAAGUAUGAGCAUAAGGUGAAGAGGUGGCCAAAACCAGUGGAACACUCAGCAAAUAAAUUUUGUAAAAGAGGAGUGACUUGAUGGAUCGGGCCAAUCAACUGUACAUCUUAGAAUGCGAUCUCUGUUCACACCAAGAAGUCACACCAGAGAAUGGCGUAGUGAGGGUUGGAAGAAUGUGUGAUAAGCUGAAAUUAAACUUCUCAAAUGGCAUGUCUUAUGUGAAAAUGUAAUACCCGAGAUUUUGCUUAUGAAUUACUUUCUGAAUUGUAAAUGAUACUUGUUUUCACCAGGUUACUUGAUUGUAAAAGGGAUACUAGUGUUGAAAUCAGACAGUGGCUUUUGGUUCGUGCCUUAGAACAGUUUCAAUUGCCUUAUGUAUCUUUUCUGUUUUUGCUUGGCACCUUAUACAUCAUUUUCAUUUGAUUUGAGGUAAUAGAG